Molecule: messenger RNA, 891 nt
Organism: Blepharisma stoltei
Lineage: Eukaryota; Ciliophora; Heterotrichea; Heterotrichida; Blepharismidae
Source: the annotation of a GenBank genome assembly
AUGAUAAAGAAAAUUAUCCAAAGGGCAAGCCACUUUCAAAAGGAAUUUGGAUAUGAGAAGAAAGUUUAUGAAGCAAAGCAAAUGUAUAUCAAGGCUACAAAAAGAGACUACAUUCGCGGAGUAAGCGGUGCAGGGAUGUUUGGCUCUAUGUGUAAUUUUAACAUAGUGUUUGUUAUUGGGCUAGAAAUCAUAAACAUUGACACUUCUUCAUGGUUAAUGAAGUUUUUUUACCUUUAUAAGUGCAAUAUAUCAAUGCUUUUCUCCAAAAGAAAAGACAUUCCAAUAUCCUCAUUUUUAGACAAGGAAAAAGAAUACAAUAUCAUAAAUUGGUAUUUUCAUAUCAUAAUUUUACAGAGGCUAAAAGAACAAUUUAGAAGCGAACUCAACAAAUCUAAAAUAGAAAAAGGCUUAACCAGUGGCACUAUUAAUUCAAUACGAAAAAUUAUUGAUUUUUAUGAGCUAGAUAAAGAGCAAGCAGAAUCAGAUGAGCUGAUGAGUGAAUUAUCUGAAUUACUUUUUCUUGUUUCUAAAUCAAUAAUAAAAACAAAAGAAGAAGUAUCGUUUGAAAAUUUAGCUGAAAUAUUUAAUUUUGCUAUUGAAAAUUAUCAAGCUGAAAUAUUGAUGAAAUGUCUUAUUGCUUUGCAGAUAAUAUUGCAAGAGCAUUGUGAAAAAUUUUUCCCUUAUCUUUCAAACAAAGCAAUGGAAAAUAUAAUAAAUAGCGUUAAUAACGACAAUCAAGAUCUUUCACAAGGCUGCAAAGACGUAAUCACAUAUAUUUUGCUUAACAAAAUAACAAAACAGCAAUUAUCUGCUUCGUUUAAACAAGAAAUUUUAAAGAAAAUAACAACAGAAACAUCCCAAGACAAAGUUAUUAGAAGAUUUCUAAAAUAA